AUGCCCGGCCGCACAGUCAACGGCUUGGGAGGCUCGUCCAGGAAGCGCGCAAGGCGCGAUGCCAACGAUGGUGCUGAAGAAGAAGACGUCGUCGACGUACGAGAGGCUAGUUCCAGCUUACGCCAUGACUCGCAGCGCAAACGAGCCCGUAUCUCUGAGGCUGGUUCUAGCAAGGAUGUUAGUCGUGAAACCCGCGACAUGUCCCCAGAUUCGGAUAGUAGCGAAGAUGUCGACAUGGACGAGCCCGAGCACAAUGACGAACCCCCAGCAACACAAUACGACAUCAUGCGAGACGGUGGCUUCACUCAUCUGGAACACGAGGACGAAGACGAUCGACGUGCAACUCAGCGAAUCCGGUUGAGGAAUACAGAGAGAGGUCGGCAACACAGGCAUCGUCAUGCGGUUGAGGAGGUUGGCGAGAACCAUGUCGCGGAGAACGGUAUCAUCGAGAGCAUCGAGUGCAUCAACUUCAUGUGCCACGUGCGCUUGCACUGCGAGCUCGGCCCACUGCUGAACUUCAUCGUGGGCGAGAACGGUAGUGGAAAGAGUGCUAUUCUCACGGCCAUCACACUCUGCCUCGGCGGUAAGGCGAGUUCUACCAACCGUGGAGGUAGUCUCAAGAGCUUCAUCAAGGAGGGCUGUGACCAGUCCGUCCUCCGGGUAAAGAUCAAGAACCAGGGCCAUGACGCAUUCCAGCCCGAGGUAUAUGGCGACUGUAUCGUGGUCGAACGUCACUUUUCCAAAACUGGCAGCAGUGGAUUCAAGAUCAAAUCCGCCACGGGUAGGACCAUCUCUACCAAGAAAGGCGUUGUCGAGGAGAUUGUUGAGUAUUACUGCUUGCAAGUGGACAACCCCUUGAACGUGCUCUCACAGGACAACGCCCGCCAGUUCCUGAAUGCGGCUUCAAAUGCCACCAAAUAUAAGUUUUUCGUUCAGGGUGUUCAGCUACAACAGCUUGACGAUGAUUACCGUGUCAUUCAGGACUAUCUUCAAUCGAACGAAGUCCGAGCUGGCGAUCUCGAGACAAAGGCAGCAAACGCGCAGAAGGCUCUCGACAAAGCGCAACAACUCGAGCAAUUUGUCAAGCAGCAUGAAAGCAUGCGCCAGCAGGCUCGUCUAUAUCGCAGACAGUUGAUUUGGGCCCAGGUUGUGGACCAAGAACGCGCGCUUGAGACUUUGAAUGGCGCUGUCCAGGAAGCAGAUGGAAAUAUCGCCCAAGCUGAACAAAAAGCUCAGGAAAAGUCCCAAAUCUUCGAUGAAAUGGAGGAGAGAGUUCGUAGAGCGCAGACUUCUCUUGAGAAUGUCAAGUCUGAGGAGGCUGAGUAUAGAGAUAAGGUUGCCGCGGCUCAGCAGCAGUAUGCGACAGCCAAAGGUGAACUGGUAUCUCUUCAUCAGGAUGAGCGCGACGUUCACCAACGUGUCAAGAAUGCUUCAGACAAGAUGAAAAGCCUGGAGCACAAGAUCCGCGGUGAGGAACGCCGUCUAGAGGAUGCAAAUGGUGAUGCACAUACUCGAAAGCAAAACGAACUCGUCGCUGCCCAGAGUGAAGAGGCCGAGAUUGAUAUAGCGAUUGAGGAGAGCAAUGCUCUGAUGCCUCAGCUUGAGAGAGAAUAUGCCAACGCUGAGAAGGAUGUCAAGAAGAUGAACGAUGCCAUCGAACACAAAAGAGACGAGAUCACCUCGACGGAGAGCAAGAUUACGAAUCUGGAGCAGGGUGGUGGCUCACCAUACGAUGGGUAUGAGCCUCAACUACCACAACUACUAAGAGCGAUCGAGCACGACCAUGGCUUCGAGCAAAAGCCUAUUGGUCCAAUCGGCGCACAUGUGCAUGUUUCGAAGCCUGUUUGGUCUUCAAUCCUUGAGAGCACUUUUGGCGGUCUCCUCAAUGGCUUCAUCGUCACAAAUAAACGUGAUCAGCAUCGUUUACGUCAAAUGAUGACUCGACUCAAGAUCCGAUCCUGUCCUAUUUUCAUCGGUAGUGGCCAUGCCAUCAAUACUGAUGGUAGAGAGCCGGACCCAGAGUUCGACACGAUUCUCCGGAUUCUCAAGAUCGAUAACCAACUAGUUCGGAAUCAGCUCAUUAUCAACAAUCGUAUCGAACAGAUCAUCCUCAUCCAAGACAGGACGAAGGCUGAGCGAGUCAUGAUGGAUGGUCCUGCGCCUCGGAAUGUGGCUGCAUGUCUAUGUCUUCAUGAGAAGAAGCGUGGCUAUGGUCUUCGUAUGACCGUCAGAACGAAUGCCCGUGAAGGCGGUAUGAGUAUAGGAACUACGCCUGUCGAGCCGCCAGUCAACCAAAAAGCCCGGUUGAAGUCGGACUCUGGUAGUCAAGUCAAAUUUCUCAAGGAGUCGCUCCAGUUUCUUAGUGGUGAACUGCGAGAGCUCGACGGUCAAAAACGUAGGAUUACGCAAACGAUCCAGCGCUGCCGCACCGAGAUAGCAGAGCAGAAGAAAAAGAACAACUCACUCAAGCAAAGCCUGAGAGCCAUUCAGGUGAAGAUCAACGAUAUUCAGGAGGAACUGGAUGCUUUCGAUGGCGCGGAUGGACGACUACAGACUCUUCGCGAGGAACUGGAAUUGGUCAGGACAGAAAGAGACCAGUAUGGAGACCAAUAUGGUACUAUGCACUUGAGAAAGUCGGAGAUGAACAAGCAAGUCGAGGAUCUACAGAAGCAUCUCACACAGGAGAAAUCUCAACUCGCUGACUACGAAGCUCGGCUACACAAGGCGGAAGAUAAAGUCAAGCGUUCGGAAGAUACACGGAGACUCGCCCUCGUUGAGAAGAAUCAGGCCUUCGAGGAAAUAGACUUGAGCAAAGACGAGAAGGCUCGCCGCGAGCGGAAGCGUGAUCGACAGAUUCAGACUGUUGAAGAUUUCACUAGGCAGGCUUCCGAGCACUCCGAACGAGUUCAUAUCGGAGAGGGCGAGACUCACAGCACUGUGGAGAAAAAACUAGAGUCUCUCGAUAAGGCUUUGGCUUCGUAUGCCAGGACAAUCGGCAUGACGGACGAACAGGUCUUUGACAGGGCUGCUGCAGCCAAGGCAGCUCGUGACCAAGCUGUGGCGGCGCUCGAACAAACACGCAAAGAAAACCAAGCCCUGAAGCGGACGCACAUGAACCGUUUGGACCGAUGGAGGCAAUUCCAGCGUUAUAUAUCCGCAAGAUCCCGAGCCAACUUCAUGUACCUCCUCAGCGAACGCAGCUUCAGGGGUACACUACGUCUGGACCAUAAGAAGAGACUUCUGGAGCUCCAAGUGGAGCCGGAUCAGACCAAGAAGAGUGGUGCGGGUAGAAACACCAAGACUCUCUCCGGUGGUGAGAAGUCAUUCUCUUCGAUCUGCCUCCUCCUCUCCAUCUGGGAGGCCAUGGGCUCUCCAUUGAGAUGUCUGGAUGAGUUUGACGUCUUCAUGGACAACGUGAACCGCGCUAUCAGCACCAACAUGCUUAUUUCGGCGGCUCGUUCAUCUGUCAGUCGACAGUAUAUUCUCAUCACACCUAAUGCCAUCGAGGGUCGCGCUACUUUGGACAAGGAUGUGAAGAUCAUCAGGCUCACUGAUCCCCGCCAACGUUUGAUCGCAGGCCAUUAA
This is a messenger RNA of Phaeoacremonium minimum UCRPA7, 3585 nucleotides long. RefSeq names its product putative dna repair protein. Gene Ontology annotation, molecular function: single-stranded DNA binding; damaged DNA binding. The transcript is spliced from 4 exons. Gene Ontology annotation, cellular component: nucleus; Smc5-Smc6 complex; site of double-strand break. The record is from RefSeq and is a predicted model, not a curated record. Gene Ontology annotation, biological process: double-strand break repair via homologous recombination. Bases 1 to 3585 code for a protein of 1194 amino acids. NCBI's taxonomy places the organism in Eukaryota, Fungi, Ascomycota, Sordariomycetes, Togniniales, Togniniaceae.